Molecule: messenger RNA, 3765 nt
Organism: Temnothorax curvispinosus
Lineage: Eukaryota; Metazoa; Arthropoda; Insecta; Hymenoptera; Formicidae
Gene: bbx
Product: HMG box transcription factor BBX
Exons: 8
Coding region: 360-1865 (501 amino acids)
Biological process (GO): regulation of transcription by RNA polymerase II
Cellular component (GO): nucleus
Molecular function (GO): DNA-binding transcription factor activity, RNA polymerase II-specific; RNA polymerase II transcription regulatory region sequence-specific DNA binding
Source: RefSeq, a predicted model, not a curated record
CUGUGGGGAACGCGACGUAUACGUCUAUACGUCGAGACGUUCUUCCGUCGUUUUUGCGCGACAUCGACGGAAACGUGCGACGCGAGGCGACGGUGGACGAGGACGGAAACGACGUUCGUCGUGACUCGUCACGUCGACGAGGAACGGAACGACCGUCGACGACCGAACAUUGAACGACGGACGACGGAUCCCCGGGAUAAACGUUUCCCCCUCGCGUGCGCCCCCCUCCCUCCCCCCGCAUUCGCAUUCCCGGAUAAUCGCACGUCUUCAUUCAAAGAUCGCGCAAUCGGUCGCCCGUAUUUACAUCGGUCAGCCGAGCAGCUGUCAGUGCGCGACGAACGGUGCGAUCGCGUCCCAAGAUGCGCGACGAGGAUCACGAAGAUCACGACGAAUCGCGUGAAGCCAGGGAACCAGCCCAUCAUGCGAGACGUCCCAUGAAUGCAUUUCUGAUUUUUUGUAAGAGGCAUCGCGGCUCAGUGCGAUCUGGCUUUCCGCAUUUGGAAAACAGGGCAGUCACCAGAGUCUUGGGUGAAUGGUGGGCAACCCUUCAUCCCGAUCAGAAACGUUCCUACACAAAUCUCGCACAGGAAUACAAGGAUGCAUUUCUAAACGCAAAUCCUGACUUCAAGUGGUACAAAUUACCAGCACCUCCGCUACGUACUUUAAAUACUAGGCCUACCAACAAGAAGCAAGAGUCGAGUAGCGGUGUGCAAUCCACAGAUAGUGUCAAAACUGAAUAUGAGUCUUCCGAUUGUACAAAAUCAGACAGACGGGACGGACAAUCGAUUCAGCCAGGCAAAUUAGCGGACGAAUCGCAGAUUGGUGGGCUCAGUUCUCUCUUUACUCCUCAAAAGUCAGAGGUGUCCGAGGAACAGACCGUCAAUGGUAUUGCAGAAAUUGAUUCUGCCCCACCAAAACCACCCAAAAAGAGGUAUACAGAAUCACCUUUCCAAAGUGAUCAGAAGAGGGACUGCAAGACAGACCUCUUUGGCGAAAAGAAAAGAAAAAGAGCUGAGUCAAACAACAACGAACAGCACGAAACGAUCAUAGAAGAUGAUAAACAUACGAUAAAUUCUUUUGUGACAACACAUACACAACCAGAAGAGAAUAAUUUUCGUAGUGAAAGGACAUGUAAAGGUUUACGUUACCAAAAAUUUCUUGCUGAGCAGAAUAUCGGGCCUUCGGGUCAACAAGGCAAACGAAGGCGAAUAGUUGGAAGUCAUGGACACGAUGAACGUCCAAAUGAAAGAAGAAAUUCAAUUUCUUCAAACGUUAGUGAAAAAACAGAUUCCUUAAGUAGCGAAGGAGGAAACAGUUCUCGUGGAGAUUUAGAACAUCUUGUAGAAAGUGCUGAAGGAAAAAUGGAAGCUUCCAAACCUGAAGAUACAGAAACUGAAGGUGCCGAAGAUCAAGUGGAUUAUGGACCUUGGACAGCACGUAAAAGAUUUCGAGCCGAAGAUUUUAAUUUGGAGAAGAAAAUCGAGGCAUUGCCGUCUUUGAGUCUAGAGGAAUUUCAAGAAAAGAAGAAACAGCAACGUACGAAAAAAAAGAAAAUUUUGCAAAAAUUCAAUUCUUCAGCUAACAAGAAACAUCAAAAUAAUUCGUCUUCUGGUAGUCAGACUCAAAGAGUUAGUACAAUAAAUGAGAGUUACGAGGAAUCAGAGAAAGCCCAUCUUGUUGGAAGCCAGAAACGGAAAGCACGAAAGCAAAGCAUCACACGAAAUGCUGCGGCAAUAAAUUCUACCAAACAUUCUGAGGAUCAAGAACAAAACAAAUCUUGGUGCGCAUCUCCAGAUCUUGAAGCUCUAGCGUGUCUUGCAACGGUUGCCGCCAAUAGAACAAAACUUACCAAAAAUAACGCUUAAUUGUGUAAGGUCGCACUAUAAAAACCAAAACUUUAUUAAGUUUUCUCCAUGCAAUUUCCUAUCACCGGGACUAUUAAAACAUACUUUUUCAAGUGCUGUUAUAAACGAUACUGCUACAGUAUCGAUAACAUAAUGAUUAUUGUUAAUAUCUUUAUUGUUAAUCUUUACUAUUACAAAUAUUAAUAUUACGACUGCUAUUGACUAUAGAUUAUUCCAUUAUUCAGUAUGUGAGGGACGUAUUCUUUUUAUUUGGAAUAACAGUUUUAUCGAAAAGAUAGGAAGGUAAAGGAUAUCUUUUUUUACAGUUUAUUUUGUGAAAAGUCAUUUUCUAAUUACGGUUUGGAAUAGAUAUAUUACUUUAUUAUUUAUGUUUCUCCUAGUUGUACAUAAAACAGUUAAGUUAUCUAGUAUAAUUGAUUAUUUUAAUGCAAAUAGUAAUUAUUUUGUCAUGUGUUACUAAGUUCGAUAAUUAUGAUAAUAUCCUUAAUUAUCCAUACCUUUAUCUAUUCCUCGUUAAAAUCUUCAUAAGAAUUUCUAUGAAUCGUAAUAAUGCCAACAAUAAAUCUGAUUAGAUAAUGCGAAGCUGUGACUAUACGAAGAUGGAUUUAAUUAAAUGGAUAGAACAGGAUAUGAACACGCAUUGUACAUUCUAUUUUUUCACGAGGAAGAUUUAUAUAUGUCUUAUUUUCUUAACUUGUUGCUAUUCUUUUAUACAUACAAAAUUGCAUACGUGAAUUGGCAUGAUUGAGACGAUUUUACUGGGCGCAAAGUGUGACUCUCGAGAAGAAUUUAUUCUCAUUAUUAUUUCCAAUAAUGUGUAGAAGCGAAAAUAUAUUUUACUUUACUUUUUAUUUUAUUUUAUUCUAUCAGCAUUCGAUGUACAUAGGUAUAGGUGCAGUAUUAUAUAUAGAUACGAGAUGUGGAAUAUCCUUUACGAUCCGACUUGAACAUCAAAAAGGGUAUAAUCAAAAUAUGGAUAUAUGUGCGACCAUUGUUUAUAUGUUAUACAUGCAUACACGCUAUACACGCUAUAUUACACGUGUCAGUUUAAAUGUUUAUAGAUUUUCAAGUGUAUACACGAGUGCAUGUUAGAUGACUAUCUCUAUGUACUGAAAUACGCGUAUAUUCGUGUAUGCAUGUAAUAGAGUGAUAAGACUACUUGCAUAUGUGAAUGUAUAUUUAUAAUAUUUAUAUCAGCUAUAUAUAUAUAUAUAUACACAUAUAUAUCUUAUUAUAUAUACAUUGUAUAUUUAGCGUUAAGACCAGAGGAUGCGACUUUGUGCUCUGUUUGAGAAAGUAGAGACUUGUCUGUGAUUUUGGCUAAAAAGGAGUUAUUAAUAUUUUAUAUUUUUCUAAUGAUUUUUUUGUCUUUUCCUUUUCUCUUGUAUUUUCAUUCUCUAUGACAUGUAUAAAACUCUAUUUUUCUCUUUUUCUAUACGUGUGUGUAUAUAAAACUCUAUAAUUUUAUUAACAAUUUAACUUUGUGAACUCUUUGUGAAAUGGAUAGGAAGGAUGUAACGUUACGCAACGUUAUGUAACGUUAAUAGGUUUCUCCGUAGUUUGCAAAAGAAUGUACUGAUUAUAUUUCAAAUGUGCCUUGAAGAGAUAUGAAUAUAGUGAAAUAACCGACCAACAAUAUAUUUUUGAUUCGUUUCGCUCUUCUGACCGCAUUUUGGCUUUUACAUUUGUACCUAUCGCAGUAUGAGACUGUCUUGCUGCAGGACUUUACAAUCGGGCUUAGUUGCCAAUGUAUAAAAGAUCGGACGAUUUUAUCGAAAUCAGGGGAGAAUGUUUCGAAUUUUACUGCACAAAACAUCUAUGUACCUAGCUUUAAAAGAAUGUAUAAUUUACAUGAGUCUAUAUACGUGUACAUAUUAUAUACCACAUUUAUAUAUGAAUA